UGCCAGUCAGCGGCGGGACCGCGCCGGCCCCUUGUUGUCACGGCGCCGUGCGGGGCUGGGGCUCUUCGCGCCGCCGCUGCCGCCGUUGUUGCUGCCGCUGCGGGUACCCCGGCGGGGAGCGAUUUCCCGGCCUCAUCGCCCGUUCUCCCGGCGCGGGAGGAGGCGCCCUCGCCAUGGCCACCAGCACCACCGGCUCCACGCUGCUGCAGCCCCUCAGCAAUGCCGUGCGGCUGCCCGUGGACCAGGUCAACUUUGUAGUGUGCCAACUGUUUGCCUUGCUUGCAGCUGUUUGGUUCCGAACAUACCUUCAUUCAAGCAAAACUAGCCCAUUUAUAAGGCAUGUUGUUGCAACCCUCUUGGGCCUUUAUCUUGCACUUUUUUGUUUUGGAUGGUAUGCCUUACAUUUUGUUAUACAAAGUGGAAUUUCCUACUAUAUCAUGAUCAUAAUAGGAGUGGAGAAUAUGCACAAGUAUUGCUUUGUUUUUGCUUUGGGAUACCUCACUGUGUGCCAAAUUACUAGAGUCUAUAUCUUUGAUUACGGACAGUACUCCGCUGAUUUUUCUGGUCCAAUGAUGAUAAUUACACAGAAGAUCACUAGUUUGGCAUUUGAGAUUCAUGAUGGAAUGUUUCGGAAAAAUGAAGAUUUGACUCCAUCUCAGAGGUGCUUGGCUGUAAGACGCAUGCCAAGUCUACUGGAGUAUUUAAGUUACAACUGUAAUUUCAUGGGUAUCCUGGCAGGCCCGUUAUGCUCUUACAAAGACUAUAUUACUUUCAUUGAAGGCAGAUCAUACCAACUGCAACAGUCUGAAGCAAAUGGGAAGGAAGAUACCAAAUAUGAACAAACGGAUCCUUCCCCAAAUAUAGCUGUGGCACAGAAGCUCUUAAUCUGUGGACUGUCCUUACUCUUCCACAUGACAAUUACAGAAACUUUGCCUGUGGAAUACAACAUUGAUGACAACUUCAGGGCUACAGCAUCAUGGCCUGUAAGGUUUUUCUACCUGUAUGUGUCUCUUAUGGCUGCCAGACCCAAGUAUUAUUUUGCAUGGACUUUAGCAGAUGCAAUUAAUAAUGCAGCAGGGUUUGGUUUUAGAGGCUAUGAUAAAAAUGGAGUGACACGCUGGGAUCUAAUAUCAAAUCUGAGAAUCCAGCAAAUAGAGUUUUCCACAAGUUUCAAGAUGUUUCUUGAUAACUGGAAUAUCCAAACAGCUCUUUGGCUUAAAAGAGUGUGCUAUGAGCGCGCUGCCUUCAGCCCAACGAUCCAGACCUUCAUCCUUUCUGCCAUUUGGCAUGGGGUUUACCCAGGAUAUUACUUAACAUUCUUAACAGGAGUACUAAUGACACUAGCAGCACGAGCUAUAAGAAACAAUAUCAGACAUUAUUUUCUUGACUCUCCUGCUGUUAAACUAUGUUACGAUAUUGUAACGUGGAUGGCAACUCAAGUAGCAAUAAGUUACACAGUCGUGCCAUUUGUACUGCUCUCUGUAAAACCUUCUAUCACCUUUUACAGCUCCUGCUAUUUCUGUCUUCAUAUUGCCAGCAUCCUGGUGUUGUUGGUAUUUCCACUGAAAAGAACUCAAAAAGGAAGUAAAAGGCAUGAAAGCGUCCAGCCCAUAUGGUCCAAAAAACUAGAAGAAGAAAAUCUUUUGCAAAAGAACAGUUAUUCCACAACAAAUAAUAGUUUCAGUCAAAAGCAAGAAAUAACCUGCAGAUAUCAAGCAUUGAAACAGUGAUUGAGGAAAUACUAUGAUGAAUAUAUUUUAUAUGUUUUCAGAAACCCAUUUUUAGCACCUUUUAAAGGGGUUUGUAUUUGUUUGCAAAGAUGUUUAGUAAGAAAAGAAUGCAUUACCUACCUAGGAAAAUCACAUACAAUAGCAAGACUGGAAACAAAACAAAUUAACCCCUCCCAUGCCAUGUCCCUGUGGGUCACGCCUUAUAUGAAGAUAUUACCAUUAUUUCAAUGGGCACUCAGGACUUGCAACGUAUGUCCAUAGGGUCAUAUGUGUGCCCUUUGCUGAAUGUACGUUGUAUCCCAAGGCACUGAUGGGGUGGAAUAAAAUUGUGUCAAUCUAGUAUUAACAAAUGGAAAUGGAUUUUUUCCAAGUGAAUGACUUGCCUUAAACCCUCUAUUUACUGAAAUAUUGUUUCUAAGUGGGUAUUUUCAAGUUUGAUUUUAUGUGAAAAGCAUAUUUCAAAUAUAUAAUACUAUACGCUAUAAAGAAGAUAAAAAUAGGAAAUGCAAAGUCAUUAGAAAGCUUUUGAAUCUUUAAAAGGGAAUUGCAAUAAGCAUCUCAGUAUUUGGAGGGUUUUCUUAAAGUAUCUCAAACUAGUAUAGUACAUUACAGAACUGUAAGCAUUACUGAUGCCAAAUUAUAGUUAGGUUUCUUUGAUAAAGAGUAUAAUUACACAUAGCCCUUCUGAAUCGAUCAACAAAAUAUAAAACACCUAAAGGUUCACCUUUUCUAGGUCUUGAUGGCCCUAAUUUAGGUUUCUUUUACUUUGAAGCACCUAAACCCAAUAAAACACUGCCAGAUGGGCUUUGCUGCUAGAGAAGGCAGAUGUAGGACACAGAACCCAACGUGCAAGCACCAGGAUUUCAAUGAAAGUGCGUUUUUACUCUUAAAUACCAGAAAUACUUGUUCUAGCAUAGAACUGUUUUACAAAACACGAUUUUUAAUACUUAUUUUCAAUUUUCAGGCAUACAACAGUUAUUUGAUGCUUUCUGUAUAAUGCAGUGAAAUUACCUUGAGCCCUAAUGCAAACAUGGUCAAACAUGAAAUUGCUAUAAUAACCAGUUUCUGUAUGCUUGAUAAUUGAUUUCCCUUUAUCCAAAGAAGUACAUGAAUUUGAGGAAAAGCUUUUUCUUCAAAUUAGAAUUUUAGAUGCAAAGUUCACAUCUCAUUUGUCAGUGACAUUAUAAAAGAAAUAAAUCCUUUAGAAUAGCUGAUUUACUGAAUUAUGACAGUGUGUCAAGGGAAUAAUUCAGUGGUUAUAUCUAUUCCAGACCAUUUAUUGUGAUGGUGGUCCCUGUUAGAGUUCUACUGUUAAAGGGCUACAUUUUAAUUCCUUAUAUUCUGUAUUUUCAUAUAAUUUUUUUAAGUAAACACAAACUGUUUAUCUACAUGGGUUUUUUCUUUUAGCUUUAAAACUGACACAAAAUACUACCAGAUAAUUCAGCUUGUUGAUUAAUAACCUACAAAUGAACGAGGAGAAAAAAUUUGUCAUAAUAUUUUGAACCUUAAAGUUUUCAUCAAGUAUCUGGCACUAGUGGGGUCAAUAUUCUUAGUACCAGAAGUGCAACGAUGGUCCUCAAAUUUGGGGAUAUUACCGUGCAGAAAGAGUUGCAGUACUUCUGGCUUAUUCUCUCAAGAACCAGAUCUGAAGUCAGGUCAGAGUUAUUUCCUUGUUGUCCUAGUUCUUUGUCUGGCCUUUGGCAUAAAACUUCAGAAGGAUAACAUGCUUUUUCCGUAAGUAUAGGUUAGCUCUAAUUAAUGUACACAAUUAGAAAGGGGGAACUAAAUAUGAGAGUGGAUGAGUCUGUUCAGAUGAGUAGGGAUGUUUGUUGUUUCAGUGACAGACGUGUUAUCUCUAAAAUGAAGUAAUCUGACGACUCAGUCCUUACUUCCCCUACCCAAGUAGACCUCCCCUUACAUGGGGUUGUGGUUUUCACAUGCCUCUUUGACAUGGGGUUAUGGCUUGGGUUUUUUUUUUUAUGUUGGUUAUCAGUAAGGGCACACUAAUUUAUGUUUUAUUAUCCUUAACUAGGUACAGAAUCAGGAAAGAGAUUUUCCCCCUUUCUGUUCCUGAAGGGACAUUUACAUAAAAUGAGAAAUCUGAAUUGCAUAUUUCUGAGGGGGUGAAUAAAAUUGAGUUGAUUCUUUCAGUAUUUGUUGCUUUUGAUCUUAAAUUCAUUUUCUGGUGCAGCCUACGUAUCAAACAAGCACUUUCGAAUACCAGUACAUCAUCUAAUGUGCCAUUAAUUUCCCAUUCAUAUUCUGGUACUCUUGUUUUGGCAUGUGUGCCCAUGUGUGUGGUGGAGGCUUACUAAUUCUUCAUUAUGAAAUACAAAUGUAGUUGUAAGCACUCCCAGAAAAUAGGCAGGUUUAUGAUAGCGAAGGUGUGUACUUCAGUGUGAGUGGAUUCACAGGAACAGUUUUAUUCAGAACUUUUGUAUGUGCUUAAAUUGCCAACUAAGAAAAUAAGUACAUUAUUUAGUCGGGCACAAGUGGUAAGAUAUAUGGGUUUCAAAAUUGGCUGUGACUUUUUUCUUCAUUAUUUGAACCCCUUAAAUAAGUGCAACACAAGAAAUUAUGGCAGUUAAUUAGUUCUGCACGGAAUUUAUUUUCAAGUGUAGUGUCCUAGACUUUACCCUUUAAAUGGCAUCGCUGAAUAUAAAAGUACUUUGAACCAAAACCUACUCUUCAUGCAAAUCUUCAUGCAAGUCUCUUGGAGACGAUGGAAAGAGGCUUUUUUGUUCUAAUGGCAGCACUCUGAUUUCAGUCAAACUGGGAUUUUCUUGUUGCUCUCCCUCUGCUUUACUAGUUUUCUGCCUUGCUAUCACACUGGAUUUUUUUAUCCAUUCAGUCAAAGUC
Molecule: messenger RNA, 4589 nt
Organism: Neopsephotus bourkii (Bourke's parrot)
Lineage: Eukaryota; Metazoa; Chordata; Aves; Psittaciformes; Psittacidae
Gene: MBOAT2
Product: membrane bound O-acyltransferase domain containing 2
Exons: 13
Coding region: 174-1730 (518 amino acids)
Biological process (GO): lipid modification
Cellular component (GO): membrane
Molecular function (GO): acyltransferase activity
Source: RefSeq, a predicted model, not a curated record